Phalaenopsis equestris is the source of this 487-nucleotide messenger RNA. Its product is annotated as transcription factor MYBS1-like. NCBI's taxonomy places the organism in Eukaryota, Viridiplantae, Streptophyta, Magnoliopsida, Asparagales, Orchidaceae. The record is from RefSeq and is a predicted model, not a curated record. Gene Ontology annotation, molecular function: DNA binding. The transcript has a single exon. The annotation marks the transcript as partial.
UAUGUAAAUCUUCCAUUUGAUUUUUCUUAUAAAGCCCAAACAAAAGCCACCCAUAUAAUUCUUAAUGAAGCAGGCACCUCUUGUCAACAGGUUGUUUCUACUCGGCCUCGAGAAGUUUGGAAAAGGCGACUGGAGGAGCAUAUCGAGAAACUUCGUCGUGUCGAGGACACCCACACAGGUCGCAAGCCACGCACAAAAAUACUUCAUUCGCCUCAAUUCGAUCAAUCGAGAUCGGCGUCGGUCGAGCAUCCACGACAUCACCAAUGUGAAUAAUGGAGAUGUACAAACUUCUUCCCAGGGGCCUAUAACUGGUCAGGGUAUUGUGAAUUGUGCACCACCUGUAGGAUCCUUCAUUAAUCCGCCUCCAUUACAGCCCAAUGUAGCUGCCAUGGGAAUAUAUGGAGCGCCUGUGGGGCAUCCAGUUCCAGGCCACAUUGUUUCUGCUGUUGGAACUCCAGUUAUGCUUCCUCCUGGCCAUGCUCCUUAU